AUGUCAGCUUUAGGUAGAAAUCUUGGUAAUUUUAUUCAAACUUUUUCAAAUAAAACUAGUUCAAUUAAAACUGUUAAUGGUUUAAAACGUGGACUUUUACCAUGUUGUGGUUCAACCGUUAGACCAAUUGCCAAAGAUAAUCAUCACCAAUCACCAGUCUUAAAUGUAAACAGAUCAUCAAUUUCAGGUAUUAGAACUGAAUUAUUCAAUAGCAAUGGUUUAAUUACUCAAUUCCAAGUUAGACAAUAUUGCAGUGAAUCAAAAUUACAAGUAUCACCAACACCAAAAACUUUAUUAUCAGAAAUUUGUCAAAGAGAAAUCACUGAUUUCAAAACCAUCUUUGAAGAUAACAAUAACGAAGUCGAUAGUUUUUUAGAGGAAUUUGGUUUCGAAUUAACCAAAGAAGGUGACCAAGCAUUAUUAAAGAAAACUUUUGCCGAUGGUACCAACAUUGUCAUUCGUUUUGAAACCUUGGAACAACCAAUCGAAGAAGAUUUCGAUGAACAAGACGAAAACGAUCAAAAUGAACGUGACGAAGAUGAUGCUGAAGAACAAGAAGAAGACGAAGUCGAAGAAGAGGAAGAAGAACAACAAGAAGAAGAAGAAGGUGAAAAUGAUGAAGAAUUAACUGAAGGAGCCGAAGAAGAUUCCCACGAACACCCAUUCGAAAUUGAAGUCACACCAAAAGGUAACGCUUCCGGUAAACUCACUUUUGGUUGUUAUGCUUCACACGACGGUAACUACACUGUCUCUGGUUUCUACAAAGGUGGUUUCGGUGAAACUGUAAACCCAGUCGAUAUUGGUGGAACUUCAAUGGAAUUCCAAGACAAUAUCUUAUUAGUUUUACAACAAUACGGUAUCAAUGAACGUUUAUCUUUCUUCAUCCACGAUUAUGUCCACAACAAGAAAAUCAAUGAUUACGUUGAAUCAUUCGAAGCCUUAAAAGAUUUUGUUUCAAAAGAAUAA
This is a messenger RNA of Dictyostelium discoideum AX4, 966 nucleotides long. Its product is annotated as mitochondrial glycoprotein family member. Gene Ontology annotation, cellular component: mitochondrial matrix. NCBI's taxonomy places the organism in Eukaryota, Evosea, Eumycetozoa, Dictyosteliales, Dictyosteliaceae. The transcript has a single exon. Bases 1 to 966 code for a protein of 321 amino acids. The record is from RefSeq and is a predicted model, not a curated record.